Topomyia yanbarensis is the source of this 2860-nucleotide messenger RNA. It is a transcript of the gene Ent3, whose product is annotated as equilibrative nucleoside transporter 4. NCBI's taxonomy places the organism in Eukaryota, Metazoa, Arthropoda, Insecta, Diptera, Culicidae. The transcript has 7 exons. Gene Ontology annotation, biological process: nucleoside transmembrane transport. Gene Ontology annotation, molecular function: monoamine transmembrane transporter activity; nucleoside transmembrane transporter activity. Gene Ontology annotation, cellular component: plasma membrane. The record is from RefSeq and is a predicted model, not a curated record. Bases 392 to 2365 code for a protein of 657 amino acids.
GCACCGUGAUACAUUUAUAGUAGACAUUUCGGAAUGAUUGGAGUCGUGAAUAAUUUCCAUUGGAUACCUAGAGUUCAUAGUGAUUUUUUAACUCGAAAAUAUCUGGUGAACGGACAAAAGUAUUACUUUGGGAUUGUUAGGCGUUGAAUGUACCUCGCAUUGUGUGCCGGAUAUCGGUUAAAAUGGGAAAAAAAUUUAGCAGAAGAGGCGUACAUUAGACCAGCCUGACGACUGACUAAUAUCGAUUUUCUGUAAAACAGAGAACUAAUAUCAUGAUCGCCAAAUAAAUCUCUGAUUGAAGCACCUCCAGCAAGAAUAAAAGUUGAUCUGCAGAAAGUCUCAGCUACGGGUGUGAGACUCUCGUUAACCUCCGAGGAUAGCUUAUAAUAGUAUGAUGGAGGCAACGGAAAAUGGAGGAAAUUCAUCGUAUGAACCGUUAGAGGGUAGAAGAGCGUUUGAUACGUCCGAAGGCCUGGACAUGGAAGGCGGUGGUCCACCGAAGGACCGCAGAAAACUGGUAUUUUUUGCGUUAAUGACGGCCGGCGUCGGUUUUGUGUUGCCAUAUAACAGCUUUAUCAUUGCAGCCGAUUAUUGGCAGUCACGUUUCCCCGGACAAUCGGUAGCCUUGGAUAUGUCCAUGACAUACAUCAUCGUAGCAUUGUGCACAGUGCUGUUAAACAAUGUGUUUCUGUCACUCGCACCGUUCCGCGUACGUGUAGCUUUUGGAUACGCAGUAUCUUUCACUACGCUAGUUUUCGUAGCUCUCUGUGAAGUGGCAUGGCACAUGUUUACCGCUAAAACGGCAUAUUCUGUGAAUUUAGCUGCAGUAUCUUUGGUAGCUAUGGGAUGCACGAUACAGCAAUCCAGUUUCUAUGGAUUCGCGAGUAUGCUGCCGAAGCAGUAUACCCAAGCAGUUAUGGCGGGCGAAAGUAUUGCAGGAUUUUUGGUUUCAUCGAAUCGUGUAGUAACAAAAUUGUUGAUCAAAAGCGAUCGUGCAUCGACUGCAAUUUUCUUCCUAACGUCUACGGUUUACAUAGCGUUCAGUUAUGUAUUGCACUCUAUUACAACACAUUCGCCGUUUGUGCGAUAUCAUAUGAAGGCCUGUGCCAAAAUUGUGCUGCGACCUGACGAUGAACAUACACUUAGUGAUACUAUAGAAGGUGAUAUGUCGAAUGCGCGAUACGGAGUGCUAGCACUCGAAUCAAGUCCUCCCGUUCACAUUCCUCCUGGUACUACUACAUUAAGCUUUAGCAACCCCGUUUACGAGCUCUCAAAUCCAAGUGGGGGUGAAAGCGUACUAGAAACAAAUAUAAACAAUCUGACGUCUACCACAACUAGUGUAACUACCAAUCGCAAUUCGACGAAUCGACCGAUAACAUCCCCAACUUCGGCAACGGCAUCGCAUGAUGUUUCCAAUGUUGCCUUUAAAGUUGAACACGUAAUGACCCCAGAUAUUUGUAGCUCUGGUAGAUUUGGCAGCUUCCGCAGUGGCGUCGAAUCGCGAUGGAAGGUUGCUCAUGCCAUCUAUCCUUAUAUGGCCUGCAUAGCUUUGGCGUACUGUGUAACACUUUCUUUGUAUCCUGGAAUAGAAUCGGAAAUUAUAUCCUGUAAUCUCGGCACGUGGAUGCCAGUGCUUCUAAUGUUUACCUUCAACACAUCCGAUGUAGCGGGAAAGCUGCUGGCAGCAGUUCCGUACACUUGGUCUCGAAGACAGUUGAUCCUAAUGUCCGGUCUACGGGCUCUACUCGUACCUCUUAUACUGCUUUGCUGUUCUCCGCGUGAUCAGCCGGUAAUUGCUGGUGAAGCAUCGGCGUUUGUAUUUACUGCCGCUCUCGGCAUUUCGAACGGACUAGCGGGCAGUCUACCUAUGAUGCUUGCACCGGACAAGGUAUCAGCAACACUGAAAGAGGUCACCGGUAAUAUGAUGACGCUUUCCUAUAAUAUAGGGCUAACUGCAGGAUCUUUAGUUGGAUACGUUUUCGAGGCAAUGUUGGGACCACAGCUGCCGAACCCCUGUCCACAAUAUCCAUUUGUUCCUCCGAGAGCCAAUGAACCUAUUUUCAAUAACUUGAGCAUCACCACUAGUACCAGUACUACGACGAUGGCAACGGCACUUCUAACAACCUUAACCUCUACUAUCCUUCAGUCUAGCACAUCAAGUGUUUCCCCAGAAAUCACCAGCAGCAUAUCAUUACCAGCGACCUCAACGCUAUCGCAAUCAACAACAGUAUUAAGCUCGACGCCAACUACCGGUGAUGUUGAUGUUACUACUAACUCGCUAGACAGCAGCAACUUAGUGACGUUUGCGGCCACUUUUGUAUACAAUGCAACUCAUUCGAUACUGGAAGCUACCACCGAACGCUAAUCAACCUUUAUGUAAUGUAGCGAGACUUCAAAGCAUAAAAACACUAUUUUCACAAGAUCAUUUAUCAACCAGAACUGACAAAAGACGAAAUUGUAUGAGCUUGGGUCAAUUUCAUUGAUAUUAUUUACUUAUGUUUGUUAAUAAUCAUCAAAUAGUGUGGUGGUUACAACCCUCGCAAAGCAGUUUUCUUAGCGAAUUCUAAAGAUACUAAAUACCACAUUGAAACGAUACGUUUUUCUUUUUGUAUCAUAAUUCUUCUGAUCAGAACUGAUGUGUGAGUGAGAGAGAACAUGGUGGGACAAUUAGAAUAAAUGUUGAAUAAUUAUUGAAAUACAUAGAUCAUCUAUAAUGUACUGGAGCGACAGAAUAUGCAUUCUAGCUAGAUCUUGCAAAUAAUGAUACCAAAGCAUAUUCAAACAACAGCAAAUGAAGAGGAGCUUCAAAGUGGAAAAUAAUUAAACGAUUAAUAAAGAUAUUAUAUUUUAAUCUACUUUA